Messenger RNA from Myotis daubentonii (Daubenton's bat), 3581 nucleotides. RefSeq names its product testis expressed 13B (gene TEX13B). The record is from RefSeq and is a predicted model, not a curated record. The coding region runs from base 47 to 862 and encodes 271 amino acids. Lineage: Eukaryota; Metazoa; Chordata; Mammalia; Chiroptera; Vespertilionidae. The transcript is spliced from 4 exons. Gene Ontology annotation, molecular function: mRNA binding.
CCAUUGGAAGGAAAGUGCAACCAGGCCCCUAAGGCCCUCUGCUAUCAUGGCCUUGAGACCCGAGGACCCCUCUGGUGGGUUCCAGCAUGGCAGUGUGGUGGCUUUCAUCAACGAGAAAAUGGCCAGACACAUAAAAGGCCCUGAGUUCUACCUGGAGAAUAUAUCCCUGUCCUGGGCGGAGGUGGAAGACAAGCUCAGGGCUAUCCUGGAGAACAGUGCAGUGACCAGCGAGGCCAAAGAGGCUUGUGCCUGGAGUAGCCUGGCCCUGGGCAUGCGCUGGGCCCACAGGCAGGGCCAGUUACACACUUGCAGGGUGCAGUGGCUAGAAGACUUCACCAACCUGCACAAAUCGGCCUUACAAGCCUUGACCUCCAACAUGAACGAGCUUACCGCGAAGCACGAAAUGGAGCGCAGAGACGCAGCCUAUCAGCUGCAGCUGACGCUGGCCAAACUGGCUGAGGUUCAGAAAGAGAAGGAACUGCUGAGGUUGAAGCUUCUCCAGGCUGAGAUGGCAUCUUCCUGGGAACGGCAGCAGGUUUCAGAGGGGCCAGGCCUGACUACUACCAGUGUGUUUGGGGCAAACGGAGCAGAAGCACCCACACCAUCCCCACCAUGGGCAGCCUUCACAGCAGGAGCUCCAUUUCAGGCUGUCUACUGGGGCCCCUCUAUGAUGGGGUCCCAGGGAACAGAUCCUCAAGAACCCCAAAGAGACCAGAGUGCCUUUGAGCCCCAACAGCUGAGAAGACUUCCAGCAUCUCACAGGCCCAGGGAUUGGAACUGCCUUUGGUGUAACCCUAUGAAUUUUUCAGGGAGGGAAAUUUGCCACCACUGUGGGAGGGGCACCUGGUUACAGAACCCUUAAAUUCAGGAAUGUGAAAUAUAACAAAUAUAUCCCAAAGCGAUAUCAAUAUUUGGUGGGGGGAGGGGCUGUGUUGAGUGGGGGUAAGGGAAUGAGUGGGAGAACAAGACUAGUGGAGUUGGAGGGAGGCAGGGUGGGAGGUGGGAGAGAAAUGCUUUGAUGAUCCUCUUUGUGUUCCAGAGCAACGGUCACCAACCGGUGGUCUGCAGACCACUGGUAGUCCACGAGGUCUGAAAGGUUGGUGACCGCUGGUUUAAGGAAACCUUUGGAGCAGCGUCCACCAACUGGUGGUCCGCGGACCACUGGUGGUCCGUGAGGUCCAAAAGGUUGGCGACCGCUGUUCCAGAGCAUAAGUAUUCGACACCCCAGAAGUGCUGUUUAUUUGUAUGUAUCUCUCCCCCACCCUAGUAUCUGAGGGACCUGGUUAUCCCUCCCUUCCUACCUAGGCUCUAGAUUAUUGCAGCAGGAGUGGACAUUUGACCCAUCCUGAGGCAAACAGAUUGUCACACUAGAGAAUCAGAAGAGAGACAGAUUUCAUAGUCAGGAUGGUGUUGGGCAGUGAAGUAGUGGGUCAAUUGGAGUUGAGGCCAAGGUCAGAGCCAUGGGCAUGGGGGCCUCAGCCAAGGCCUGGCUCUGGUUAAGGGGAAAGCAGAGCCAUGUGCUUUACAGAGGCCAAGUGUCUUAGAAGACACCAGUAUGACAUCCCAGAAAAAAGAGGCACAGAGAAGCAGAGAAAAGUUUAUCCUGAGACCCUAGAGAUAAAAGAGUGGAGGCCCAACCAUUUUUCCGCUUCCUGCCAUUGUGCUGUGUAAAAAAUCACUCUACCCAGAUCCCCUUUUCUUUAAACUAACUGGAGCUGCUUACUCUUCUGUGGAACCAGAUUAUUUCAAAGUCAGAAAUAGGCACCGAAAGAGGAGCAACAAACCACAGACUGUCAAAGAAAAUGUCAGAACUGGCCAGGGAGGUACCUCAGUGAUUGAUGGGUAGUUGGGAUUCCUGCUCCCAAGAGUAUUCAGGGAUGAACUGAACAAGAAGCUCAUUCAUGUUCUGAGUGAGUUAUAUUAGAAGAAAUAAUCAAAACAGGCCUGGGGUUAACCCCCGCCCCCCUGGGGUUAAUUUGGGAGCGGAAUUUGGGUACAAAUCUCUCGGUGAAUUCAGAAAUGUGGAAUAGAACAUAUCCCAGUGGGAAAUUAAAUUCCAGAGAGGGGGUGACAGGAAAGAGGGAGGGGGAAGAUGGUCUUCCUCUCUACCUUUCAUGGCAAUAAGCUUUGUUGAGAAUGACUAAAUGCAUAGUUUAGCCCACAGGUGGAAGGAUGGUGAGGAGUCACACCAGACUGGGACAACUGGAGGAGCCCAGGACAUCACCUGGCCACUGUGGACCUAGAGACUGAAGUUGUCAUGGCCCUGCGACAUCUCUGCAGCAGCUGCAUGUGACUGGGCUAUUUCCUUUUGGGGCAAAUGUGGAUAACCAUCAGAAUUGGGGACAAGAUACCUAGCUUGUACUUAUCAGAAAUAACCUUGGGCUUGUUUAUAUCCUCCUAGGGCAGGGCUUCCCAAACUCAGCACUCUUGACAUUUGGAGUUGGAUAAUUCUAUGUUGCAAAUGGCUGGUACACUGUAGGAUGUUUGGCAGAAUCCCUGGUUUCUACCCUGAUGCCAGUAGCACAUCCCCCAAGUUAUGACAACCAGAAAUGUUUCAAGAUAAUUACCACAUGUCCACUGGGGGGUAAAAUUGUUCCUCAUGGGCAACCAUGGAGGCAAUGAAAUACUUAAGAGUAUUCAGAAUAAGUGCCAGGGGAGCAAGUCAGCGGUGCCCAGGGCUGUAGGGGGCCUGUAAGACAGGAGGUAAAAAGUGUUCAUUGGGUCUGGCAUUCACUUUUGAUCUUUGAGCAAAUCUGGGUGGGGGAGAAGCAGAAGCCAAACUGACAGUACUGAGGAGAGAGGGAGCAGGAAGUAAGGAAGUACAGUUAGCAAAGGGGGCUUUUCAAGGACUCCUGGCUGUGAUGGGAAGGAGUGAUGUGAGAUACAUAGCUGAGAGGGUUCUUUUGACUAUGGGAGAAACUGGAGCCAUGGGGAAGGAGACAGCUGAAGAAAGCUUGCAAACACAAGAAAUAUAUAAAAGAAUGGGACAGAUCCUGCCCUACUGUAUUGGAAGACUAUUCUACUGUUCAAAAAUAUAUGAAAGGUCAAUUUUGUUUUUUGUGAAAUAAAACCCCCAAAAGUAUUGUGUAUAUGUAUGCUAUGUAUAUUAACACAUUGUUUGCGGGUAGUUUUUAUCGUGCACUAACAGGUGGCGCGGGCCAUUUUUGUGCAAAUGGCAACGUUCAGUAAAAUUACGAUAACUUUAGUUUACAUAUUUAUACGUUACCCGCAUUCUACCGCUAGUCUAUAAAAAACGUAUUAAUACGUGUCCCGCGCUCUACUACACUGGUAGAACGUAUAAAUACGUAAAAUGUGUAAACACGUUUCCUGCAUACAAUGUGUUAAUAGAUGUUUUGUGUGCCCUAUGUUACAGAUUUAUAUUUGAAUAAGCAAAAAAAAGACACUUAGCAAACAAGGUAUUACCUAGGGAGACUGGGAUCAGAGUCAGGGGAUGGAAAGUAGGAGUGGAUGGGUGUGGGGGUUAUAGGGUGCAGUGGGGUUGGUUACAGUAAGGCAUUAGGGUGGAGGGAUUGUAUAUCUUCAGGUACUUCUGUGUUGUGUAAAAUAAAAUAAAUGUUCAC